Messenger RNA from Labeo rohita (rohu), 1340 nucleotides. It is a transcript of the gene asf1ba, whose product is annotated as anti-silencing function 1Ba histone chaperone. The coding region runs from base 280 to 873 and encodes 197 amino acids. Gene Ontology annotation, biological process: DNA replication-dependent chromatin assembly. NCBI's taxonomy places the organism in Eukaryota, Metazoa, Chordata, Actinopteri, Cypriniformes, Cyprinidae. Gene Ontology annotation, molecular function: histone binding. The transcript is spliced from 5 exons. The record is from RefSeq and is a predicted model, not a curated record. Gene Ontology annotation, cellular component: nucleus.
UUCUGGAGCUGUCUGAAAACUCUGGCGGGAGACAACGCAGCUUGUAUUGUCUGUCAGUUUACGUAACGGGUUUCGCGAAAUAGUAUUUGUUUUACGUCUACUCGUUUCUCUAAAUCAGAUUUUGAAUUAUUUUUCCUUUUAAUUUGGGAGGAGAGACAACACAGACUUCUCUAUUCUCCUGCUUUAAUAGUGUAGUCUACGGUAUUGGACUUGUACCUCGCAAGCUAAGAAGUGAAGCUAACGUUAAAUCUUCUAGAAUUUUACUUGAAAACUAGAGCUAUGGCAAAAGUACAAGUGCUAAAUGUAGCCGUCCUAGACAACCCGAGUCGAUUUGGAAACCCGUUUCAGUUCGAAAUAACGUUUGAGUGCAUGGAGGAUCUUCCCGAGGAUCUUGAAUGGAAGAUUAUUUACGUGGGCUCAGCAGAAAGUGAGGAGUAUGAUCAGACUCUUGACUCUGUCCUGGUUGGUCCAGUUCCUGCAGGCCGACAUAUGUUUGUGUUUCAGGCGGACGCUCCAAACCCUGCCCUAAUACCUGAGAGUGAUGCUGUGGGUGUCACUGUUGUUCUGAUUACAUGCACAUACAGAGGACAGGAGUUUAUACGCAUCGGCUACUAUGUGAACAACGAGUACACAGACGCUGAGCUUCGUGAGAACCCGCCCCUCAAACCUGACUAUGGACAGCUCCAGAGGAACAUUCUGGCUUCCAACCCACGUGUAACCAGAUUUCACAUCAACUGGGAGGGAUGUGCUGAGAAAAUGGAGGAUUCAGAGAACGUGGACCCCGCACCCAACGCCAUGCUGCCCCCGUCCUGCACUCCGGGAAAAGCACCUCCACUCGGACUGGUGCCAGACAACUCCAUGGACUGUUUGUAGUGACGCAGGCUCCUGUGAAUAAUCCUCACAUCUCAAGGCUCAUCCGUGAGCUCAGGUCAAUCUGGACACUGUGGAGGAGAGGGCGGGAUUAUUCAAACGCAUCAGAAAUAAAGGUUUAUCUAAUUUUGUUAGUUGUCACACCUAUUUAAAACAAAUCACCGGUGUGCAGAAUACAUCAAAUCCUCCGGUAUGCAAUAAACAGUUUGCUGUUCAGUUCAAUGAUGAGUGAGUCAUGAAUCUAAGACAUGGUUUAGGUAUUAGGACGUGCUGCAUAUAACGCCAUCAACCUUUUGAUGCUUUCUCAAACCGAAAGGGGAUGGAAGAUCAGCUCAGCACAGCAGAUAAGAUGUCAAAUGCAUAAUUCAUUUAACAGACGUGUGUAAAAUGUUGCAGUGGACAAUAUUUUUGUAUUAUAUUGUGUAUAUAUAUCUGUGUCUUUCAAUGAAAUAAAUGUUUUUGUUACGUGA